AUGGCGCAGCUUGAUGCUUUGAAGCCCGUAGAUGGCCUCGAGGCUCAACGCUCGGAGACGCUGGCAUGGCUCACAACAGAGCAUGAAGUGGAGAUGCAGGCUUUCGUGCACCAGCAUCUGCUGAGUAUGCUGAGUCCUUUUUCUCAGCGGCUGAAGGAUCUACAAGACGAGAUCGAGGCAUGCAGAGAUGACUUGAACCGCAAGGCCGAGCAGCUGAAGCACACGGAUACCGUGGUGAAGCAGCAUGGACAAGAGUUGAUGACCUUAACAAUGGACGUGAAUCAGGCGCAUGCAGCUGUUGGAGGCCUGAGGCAGGAGCUCCUGCCGGAGAGAAGCAAAAAGAUUGACGAGCACAAGGUGGAGGACGAGUUUGUAGAGGUGCGACAGAAGCUGAAGCGAUUGCAGACCGACUUGUCGUCCAAUCAAGAGGUGCAGGCCAGAGUUGAUGCUGAACUGCGGGACCUGCAAGCCAUUCAAAGGAAGACCUCGUCCGCAGUGGCGGAGGUUACUGGAGAGCUGCAUGGGCUGCGGGAGUCCAACGACUUUCUCAGCCACUGUUACUCCGGGAUAUCUGGCCGUGUCGAGCAAGCAAAGCGAGUUGCAGACGACACACAGUCGGCUUUCUCAAAGUUUCAGCACACGGCUACAAAUCAGCUGGAGGAUCUCAAGAAAAAUGGCCUGCCACAACUUUCUUCGCGCAUCGAUUCCCUGGAGGCAAAGCAAAGAACGCUGGCAAAAGAAGCGCAAGCUGAUGUCGAAUCACUUGCACAGGUCAAACUUCAAGUGGCACAUCUCACGACAGCUUUGGCAAGCUUGGACGAAUCUGUGCAGGAAGGCCAGAGAGUAGACACAGCGCAGACCAGCCUGGUGCACGAAGAGUCGAUCAAUCGCAGGGGCAAGCUGGAGCGAAUCAACACCAAGGUCGAUGAAACCAAGGCUGAGCUUACGGAGCUGGCCCAGACUUUGCACUCGGACCUCUCAAGGCGCAUUAACGACUUGGCGGUUCUUCUGGAUACCAAGAGCCAUACCAUUCGAAGCAACACUGCCGCCAUCAGAACUGUGGAGAGUGGUCUCAAUGCCCUCGGAAGCGAUGUGCGGUCUUCCACGGCCAAGAUUGGUGAGCAGGCCAUUGUGCAGGAGAGGCUUGUGGAGCAGGCCAGAGUCGCUGAGACGGAGAUCCACAGCCUUUUCGACUUCCGAAAAGAAGCCAUGACCAAGCUGCAGGACGUGUACGUAGUGUUCACGGAUCGCCUUGUCUUCGCCCCCGAGAGCUUCUUCGAGUCUCGGCGGUGGAGGGUGUCAUUGGCUCAGCACGGUGGGUACCAGUUCCCGUUCCCGUGGCCUCCAGGGUCCAGGCAGACGAUCCAAGUCCCCCGGCAAGCCCACAUCAAGUGUGAUGGGCCGAUGUCUGCGGAGAUGCGACGGCAGUUCGCUUCAGGGCUCGCUUUGCGAAAUUUUGCCCAGCCUGUCUUUGUAAAGACGUUCACUCGGCCCAUGGAAGACUCCAAGUCUGAAGGGGUGCUUGAGACGGAAGGAGAGGGGCAGGCUGCGAGAUGCAUGGACGACUGCGCAUCUCUCCGUGGCUUCGAGCUGGGGUCUGCAGUUCUGCGGACUGCGCCGGCGUUGUGGCAGCCGAGGCGAGGCGCAGGUGACUUUCCUUGUCCGGUUGUUUGCUCAGAUGACAACAGCUCCCAUCGUCAAUUUUGUAGAAGAUCCUUCCCGUCGUCAGCUGAGUUGGCCUGA
This is a messenger RNA of Symbiodinium necroappetens, 1743 nucleotides long. Lineage: Eukaryota; Dinophyceae; Suessiales; Symbiodiniaceae. The record is from the annotation of a GenBank genome assembly.